UGAAAUGUCAGUCUUAUGCACACCCCUUCAAUAAAGUGUUACCAUAAAAUCUAAUAAAACACUAUAAACAAUACGGUACACGCUUUGGCACAACAAUAAUGAAGUUUAAUUACAUAGUUCUCAAGCUUUGCUGUCAUUACAAUGACUAGCAAAUGUAAUUUCUGCUUGGACCCUUUUUGGAAACAAUUUUUUACCCAUUUUCAUAUGACAGACAAAAAACAUGCUACACUUAAAAGUAUUUUCAGAGUUCAAAAAUUAUUUACGUGUGCAUGUCUGUACUACAAGAACAGAACAAGUAAAAUGGCUUUCUUGUAAUAAAAAGGAAAUCACACACACAAAUAUUAAAAGGGAAACAACCAGCAAGGGAUCUAUUGUGCAAUCAUACCCCACUGUGGGUGUGGGCUCUGGCCAUGUGCUCUGUCCAACACAAGAGGGAUAAGCUCAGAAGCUGACCAAGCAGCAAACAACCUCUGUGCAUGUUGCUCUGAAGUCAUUAACUCUCAUGCUGCCAUUUCCACAGAAGGCAGACCACUAGCAAGCAAAGCACUUAACAUCAAAUCAACAAAUAGGGCAAGUAGGAACCUGCGAGAGCUCAUCAUCUGCAAGAAGAACAACAAGAGGGGUGGCAUUUACCAGAAAAGGCUGUAUGGGUGAUUCAUUACGUAUGACCUAAUUACACAUGGAGGGACAAAGAGCAAGGGGACAGAUAAAAUGGGCUGAGGUAAAACAGAUAAAAAUGAAAGAGGAAGAGAAAUACAGCAAGCACAAGCAAGUAGGAAGCCGUAUGUGGGAGGAGAGUGGAAAAAAAAAAAACCUUAAGAGUGCGAUGAGUGAGUCUGUUCCUGUAUGUCACGUGUGUCAUUUUGUGUUACUGCUGGCAACCAGGGAAGGAUGAACCUUUUCUCACGGGGAUAUGAGUAGGAGCGACCUAAUCAGCAAUGAGUACAACUCGAGCAUAACACACACAGCUCACUCUAAGAGACACUGGAGCUCAGAGGACUCAGCCCCCGCCAGAGGACAACAAAGCGAUCUUUACAACCAAAUAUAGCUCUGAAGUAGUGUACGUAUUUCUGCUGCUGUUCUUCUUGAUGGAGCUAGUGGAGAGGACUUCCCUGUGCGGGUUGUAGUCUGACAGCUCUGAGGAGCAUUGAAGCCUGAGAGGAUUGAAGAUUUAAAGUGUUAUUUCUUCAUAGAGACAACAGACUGAACUGCCUACUGAAGGAAUAAGCCGUGGUGGUGCUGAAAUACAAGAGUGAAACAAGGCUAUUAUGCACCAGCUUGGAGGCAGAAAAUGUAGCUUCCUGUUCUGCCUGGGGGUUGUGGCGUGUUCAAUAAUUUAUUGGCUGAGUAGAACUAAACUAGUGGGAACGCCUACAAGCAGUAAGCCCACCCUGGCUGGCAUUGAGAAAAGAGAAAAUUACUGUCAGAACGGAAAACAGAUCAACAGGUUGGCACUACCCAAAAAUGUGGGAAGUUAUAUUCAAAGUACCAAUCUGCAAUGUUCAAAUUUGACUAAAGAACUACACUUUAUCAACACAACUCUGAGUCAUGAAGAAGAGAACUAUCCUCUGGCUUUCAUUGUCACUAUUCACAAGGAGCUAGAUAUUUUUGUUCGUAUGCUUCGAGCUAUCUACAUGCCACAAAAUGUUUACUGCAUACAUGUGGAUGCCAAGGCUCCAAAGGAGUACCAGGAAGCCGUACAAAAGCUCGUCAGUUGCUUUGGUAACGUGUUCCUCUCCAGUCGCAGUGAAAAAGUGACGUAUGCAGGAUUUUCACGCCUGCAAGCUGACUUGAACUGCAUGAAGGAUCUCAUUGCCUCUCCGAUAGCUUGGAGGAAAGUAAUAAAUUUAUGUGGGCAAGAUUUCCCAACCAUGAGCAACCUGGAACUGGUGCAGUAUAUGCAAAGCACUGAAUGGAGGGACAAAAACAUGACACCUGGAGUCAAACAGCCAGCCACUAUGAAGCACAGAACACGAUUCCAGCAUCAUGAGAUUGUGGGGUCACAUGUUGCCCCAAGGGUGCCAAGACACACAAAACCUCCUCCUCCUCACAAUUUGAAAAUUUAUUUUGGAACGGCAUACUAUGCUCUCACAAGAGAUUUUGUGGACUUUGUUCUGAAGAACCAAAUAGCCCAUGACUUCCUGGAGUGGUCCAAAGACACAUUUAGUCCAGACGAGCACUACUUUGUGACACUCAACCACAUAAAAGAAGCUCCAGGCAAUCGUAUUGAUGGAGGUUGGGAAGGAGCUAUCCGGGCAAUCAAGUGGAGGGACCAAGAAGGAAAGACACAUGAUGGUUGCAAAGGGCAUUAUGUACGGGACAUCUGUGUCUAUGGGAUAGAAGACAUUCCAUGGAUCAUCGAGAAGAAGAGCAUGUUCGCCAAUAAGUUUGAGAUUAAUACAUUUCCAGAGGCACUAGAUUGUUUGGAGCAGUGGCACAGAAAUAAAGUCCUGAACCAGGCAACUGUUCCUAUAAAUCCAUCAUGGCUGCUAUGCUCCCACAAUAACUCAAUUAACUUCUUCUGAAACAGAAGUGUUGAAAUCGCUACUGACAUCAUUAUGCUGAUAAAUCUGUGUCUCCCUAGCUGGCUAUGUCAAAACGUGAAUCCAGUGCCCUGAAUUGUGAGAGCAACAUAACUGCACUAUUUAUUAAACUCUUACUUUCCUCUGAUUAUUUAUUAUCUAUCCCAUUUAGACAUUUUUGUCAUACAAAGUGUUGGAAAAACUGUUGGUUAUUUAUUUAAAACCAUAGCUUCAUAUUAUGUACAGCUUAAAAAGGGAUAUUUUUAUAAAGUAAUGUAUUGUUUUAAUAUUAAAUAAAUAUGUAAAAAAAAAAUAAAGACAAUGUGAAAAGAAACUUUUAACUUCUAGAAUAAAUUGUUUACUCUGUUAAUUGAGUUCAUUGACAUCACAGAAACAUUGGUUUCUGUGAUGUAAGGUAAGCACUAGAUUAUCAUUAAAAAGUGAAAGCCAAACAUCUCUGAAAGUCUUAACAUGAAAUUAAAAGAUCAAACACAGCUGUAGGAACGUACUGAUGUCAAUUAUGCCUUCAUAUCACAAAGAAUUGUUUAAGUGUGCACCUGCUCCAAGAUACAAAUGUUGAUAUACCAAGCAAAAUCUACAGUUAGCCACUGAAUUAAAUUAAAUAAUAAAAAAAUCAGACAUGAAUCUGAGAAAUGUUUGACAGAAAUGCUUUCCGCAUAAAUUAAACAGCAUGCAAAAUAAAAAAAUGCUACAUUGAAAACUCACAUCCCAACAUUUCCGAGCUAAACACAGGCCUGAAAAUCAAAUAUUCCAUUCCUAAAGUCCAAAUGGAAAAAAAAAAAAAAGAAAAAAAAAAAAAAA
Molecule: messenger RNA, 3344 nt
Organism: Poecilia latipinna (sailfin molly)
Lineage: Eukaryota; Metazoa; Chordata; Actinopteri; Cyprinodontiformes; Poeciliidae
Gene: gcnt7
Product: glucosaminyl (N-acetyl) transferase family member 7
Exons: 6
Coding region: 1269-2525 (418 amino acids)
Cellular component (GO): membrane
Molecular function (GO): acetylglucosaminyltransferase activity
Source: RefSeq, a predicted model, not a curated record